Messenger RNA from Abrus precatorius (Indian licorice), 3128 nucleotides. Its product is annotated as probable xyloglucan glycosyltransferase 5. The record is from RefSeq and is a predicted model, not a curated record. Lineage: Eukaryota; Viridiplantae; Streptophyta; Magnoliopsida; Fabales; Fabaceae. Gene Ontology annotation, molecular function: glycosyltransferase activity. Gene Ontology annotation, cellular component: Golgi apparatus. The transcript has 6 exons. Bases 579 to 2669 code for a protein of 696 amino acids.
CUAGUGGGUAGGCCAAAGCACUUUAUUUGAAUCAAUAUCUUAAAAAGAAAAGAAUUGUUCUCUUCUACACAUCCAUUUCUCCUAAGUUUCUUCCUUCAGGAGUCAAAUGUGAAGGGAAUGUGGAAUCAGUUAACUGAAGGAAACACCCUAUGAUGUUACUAGCAUCUCACAGCUGCAGAUAGAUGCAUACAUCAUUGAUUUAGUCUAACAGAGAUACCUUCCCUCAUAAUGUGGCUUUCCCAUGUUAGGUACACUUGUUUCUUCACAUUACAAAAGAAGACCCUUCUCACUCAGUUCACGUUCUCACUUUUUUUGUGCCUGCAUCAUCAUUUACUUAAAUGCUGAACCUUCAAGAGGGUUCUUCUUCUGGACUAAAAGUAGGAAUUUUUAGCUGUUUUGUUUUGUCACAAAAUGGUUGGUCUCAUUUUCAUGGUUUUUCAGAUCUGCGUCUUUACUCUUUCAUCUUAUAAUGGGGUGCUAAAAAAAGGGUCUAUAAAGCUUGUUUAUUGAGUCCUUCCUUUUUGUAUUUGUACUUGUAGCGCUUUUUGCUUGAAGUGUGAAUCUGUUUCCAAGAGGCAAUGGCUCCGAGCUUUGAUUUUUCCAAUAGGUGGAUGAAGGGUUCUUCUCAGAAGGGAACCUCAGUGGUGGUGACAAUGGAGAACCCAACUUUUUCUGUUGUGGAGAUUAAUGGUGCUGAUGCUGCAUUCAGGCCAGUGGAGAAAACCCGUGGCAAGAAUGCUAAGCAAGUCACAUGGUUCUUGCUUCUCAAGGCUCAUAGUGCUAUUGGUUGUGUCACUUGGCUUGCCACUGUUGUGUGGUCAUUGUUGGGAGCUAUUAAGAAGAGGUUGAUUCAUAGGGAAGGUGUGCCCUUAGAGAGUGACAAGUUGGAAAGAGGGAAGGUGUUGUUUAGAGUCAUCAAAGUGUUCUUAGUGAGUUCUUUGGUGAUUUUGGUGUUUGAGGUGGUUGCUUAUUUGCAAGGUUGGCAUUUUAGGAAUCCCAGUUUGCACAUUCCUAGGACCUCGGAUUUGGAAAGCUUGAUGCACUUGGUUUAUGUUGCUUGGCUAAGGUUUCGUGCCGGGUACAUUGCUCCCCCAAUACAGGCACUUUCAAAGUUUUGUGUUGCUUUGUUUCUUAUACAAUCGAUGGACCGUAUGCUGCUUUGUUUGGGGUGCUUUUGGAUAAAGUACAAGAAGAUUAAGCCAAAGAUUGAUGGGGAUCUCCUCAAGAUUGAUGAUGAUGAUGAUGAUAUUGAAGGAUCUGAAUGUAACUAUCCCAUGGUUCUGGUUCAAAUUCCCAUGUGUAAUGAGAGAGAGGUGUAUGAGCAGUCUAUUUCUGCAGUUUGCCAAAUUGAUUGGCCAAGAGACCGUUUAUUGAUACAAGUUCUUGAUGAUUCUGAUGAUGAGAGCAUACAAUGGUUAAUUAAGACUGAGGUCACAAAAUGGAGCCAAAAAGGAAUCAACAUAAUCUACCGGCAUCGCUUAGUCAGGACUGGGUAUAAAGCUGGGAAUCUCAAGUCUGCUAUGAGCUGUAACUAUGUGAAAAACUACGAGUUUGUUGCAAUUUUUGACGCAGAUUUUCAACCAAAUCCUGAUUUUCUUAAGCAAACUGUGCCAUAUUUCAAGGACAAUCCUAAAUUAGGCCUUGUCCAAGCUAGAUGGGCCUUUGUGAACAAGGAUGAGAACUUGUUGACACGUCUCCAGAACAUUAAUUUAUGCUUCCAUUUUGAGGUAGAACAGCAGGUCAAUGGGGUGUUUCUCAAUUUUUUCGGAUUCAAUGGAACGGCUGGUGUUUGGAGAAUCAAAGCCCUGGAAGAUUCUGGGGGCUGGCUAGAGAGGACAACUGUAGAAGACAUGGACAUUGCUGUGCGAGCUCAUCUCAAUGGUUGGAAAUUUUUCUUUGUAAAUGAUGUAAAGGUUCUUUGUGAAGUUCCUGAGUCCUAUGAAGCUUAUAGGAAGCAGCAGCAUAGAUGGCAUUCAGGUCCUAUGCAACUUUUCAGAUUGUGUCUUCCAGCAAUUUUGAGGUCUAAGAUAUCAGCAUGGAAGAAAGGGAAUUUAAUACUUCUAUUCUUUCUAUUGAGAAAACUUAUUCUUCCCUUUUACUCCUUCACCUUAUUUUGCAUAAUUCUUCCUUUAACCAUGUUUGUCCCUGAGGCAGAACUUCCUCUAUGGGUGAUCUGCUAUGUUCCUGUAUUUAUGUCAUUCCUCAACAUUCUUCCGGCCCCAAAAUCAUUCCCUUUUAUCGUUCCAUACCUUCUCUUUGAAAAUACCAUGUCUGUCACCAAGUUCAAUGCAAUGAUAUCUGGACUAUUCCAAUUGGGAAGCUCUUAUGAAUGGAUUGUCACAAAGAAAGCUGGGAGAUCAUCAGAGUCUGAUUUAGUGGCGGCCGCAGAAAUGGAAACUAAGUCAAUAGAACAACAAAAGAUCCAUAAAGGAGCUUCUGAUAGUGUUCUUGUUGAGUCAAACCAAUGUAAGGAACAUGAAGCAACUGAAGCACCUGUUAAGAAAACUAAUAAAAUAUACAAGAAAGAGUUGACUUUGGCAUUUCUCCUUCUAACAGCUUCUGUUAGGAGUCUAUUAUCUGCACAAGGAGUUCAUUUUUACUUUCUGCUUUUCCAAGGAGUGACUUUCCUCCUUGUUGGUCUUGAUCUAAUUGGAGAGCAAAUGAGCUAGUUUUGAUUCAAAAGAUGAAAGUGGAGAAUAAAUGGAAAAUUAGUUACAUGCACUUUCUAGCUGCAAAUCAAGCAAUGGAGAAAAAGAAGGUUCAGUCCUUUUGAUUUGUUUCAAGUUCCAGAGAGUGUUUCUCUUUUGAUUCUGUUCUUAUGAUUCAUCCCAAAUUUUAAACAUAGGGCCCUGGUUAUUAUAUUCAAUUCUUGCUCUCAGUUAGAUAAGAAUGGAAAAUUUUUUAGUUUUGUAAGUAGUUGUAGUUAGCAUCUAUUCUUGGGUUUUAUUUGGGGGGAGUUCAUAUUCAAGUUUAUUAUUAUUAUUAUUUUACAAUUCCAUAGGUCUGAGUGGAGUGUAAGCUAAACUUUAUUGAUUCUUCUUGAACCAUAGGGGCCUCCUAUAUGGUAAAAAUGGUACAUCUUUCUGUACAUUCAUUCUGUUUAUAUAAUGUAAACAAAUAAUUUUCAA